Molecule: messenger RNA, 2817 nt
Organism: Mytilus trossulus (common blue mussel)
Lineage: Eukaryota; Metazoa; Mollusca; Bivalvia; Mytilida; Mytilidae
Exons: 9
Coding region: 362-2674 (770 amino acids)
Biological process (GO): signal transduction; regulation of apoptotic process
Molecular function (GO): death domain binding; protease binding
Source: RefSeq, a predicted model, not a curated record
UGAAGACAUACCAGAUUAUACAGAACUUCCCGGAUGUCAGGGACUAAGAAACACAGCAGUAUAUCUAAUCCAUUGGGUCAAUUCCGUCCUCACGUAUUGCAAGACUUUUGUAAACAAUGCGUACCCGAAAAUUGUAUGUGUGGCAACCCACAAAGAUCUAGUCAAAGGUGAUAUUGAAGAACAGAGAACUUCAUUAGAAAACUCAAUCGAAGAUCUCUUUCAAAACCAUGGAGGAAAAAAACAUCUUCAAUAUAAACCACUUAUCUUUGUUAAUGCAAGAAACAAGGAUGACGAAGAAAUAAUCACAUUAAAGAAAUUGUUAGUAGACGUUGCAUUAGACCAUCCUCGCUGUGGAGAACUGAUGCCAACCAAAUUUGUUCCCCUGGAACUUCAACUAGCAAGAAAAGUAGAGAAAAACAAGAAAAUACUAACAAUGGAUGAACUGAAUGAUAUGAACAAACAAAACGAAAAAAUGGCUUUGACCCCUACUCAGCUUAAAACAUUUCUGAAGGUCAACCAUUCUCUGGGAAAACUAAUCUACUUUGAUGAAGCUGGCCUGAGAGGUAACGUUAUAAUAGAUCCUGUGUUUUUGGUAGAUGUAUUGCGUUCCAUUGUCACGGAUGACCAGUUUUGGCCAGAUAAUCUCAAAGAAAUCUUAAAAGCUCUAAAAGAAAGCGGACAAUUGCUGAAACAGGACUUAUAUGAAAUAUGGAAGCAAGACUGUUUCCGUGAGAUCUCAACACAUAAAGAUUACAUAGUAGACAUGCUAGUUCAUUUGGACAUAAUGUGUAGACCGAAGGACGAUGAAGAUGGAUCAGACUUGUUCUUGGUGCCAUGUAUGAUUAGUACCAAACGAGAAGACAGCCAACAGAUAGACCAUGACAGAAGCAUUCAUCUGGCUUAUAGAUUUAAGGAGGAGGUAGUACCACCUGCUGUUUUGUACAGAUUCAUUGCCACCUUCAUAUCAAUAUGGAAGUUACGCGUUAGUGCCAAAUCCAGUCGGCUGAUGAUCUUUACAGACAGUGCUGAUGUAAAAAUAGACGGGGACCAUGAUAUGAGAUUUGACAUUCAGGGAAACCGAUUCAUAGUAACGCUUUCUCAUACAGAAAAGAACAUCUCCAUUGUACCGUCCAUUGCAUCUACAGCACAGGAAUGCCUUACACAUGCCAUCACAAACAUUUCCAAUUUCUAUUUCUCAGUUUCAGAGGAUUCUACUUGUAAUAGAGAUUUACCGUUUACCAUUCAGAUUGGUAUUCCUUGUGGAACAGAUCUUUGCUUUUUUGACCACACAUUGUCAUCAAAGAAAGAAUGGAAAUGCCCGGAUCACAAUAUAAAACACAAAACUAAUAUUGUGUCUAUCUGGUUUGCAGACAAGUUACCUACAAAGGACGACAGAUGCCCUCGGGAUUGUUCUGGCUUAGACAAGGUAUGGUUAGACCGCCAGCCCGAGGACAAACACCUAGGAAGAUUAGCAUCUAAACUAACACACGAAGACACAAGGACAAUAUAUAUGUUGAUAAAGGAAAAAGAACCAGCCCUGCAAUGGGAAAUUAUUAACGAAUCAAACAAGCGAGAAGGGUUUAAUAUUAAACUUAACGCGCUAUAUGAUUGGAAGAAGAGUUCUAAAUAUGCUUCAUUUAAGCAGCUACAGAAUUGUUUGGAAGAGGCAAACAUUGACAUUCAUAAACUAUGCCAGAUAUCAAGAGAAUUUCAAAAAGAGUUAGACCAACCAAGAGACAAGUUAUUUCUUAGACCAUCAGGUUUAAAUGUACAGCAACUGCCUGACCAUAUCGGUAGUCAAACUUUCCAGCUUGGAAUAGAACUGGGACUUUCUGUUGUUGAGAUGCAAAAGAUUGAAAGCAAUCAUGUGAACAAUCUUCAUGGUCAAACAGAAGAGGUUCUCAAACAAUGGAUUAAGAUUCCAGAAGCUACAUUUGAAGCUUUAGGGAAGGCUCUUCAUCGCCUUGAAUUGUCUAGUGUUUUGUCAUACUUAACUUACGAUGAAGAAAUAGGGGAACAAAUGGAAAUAGAAAUAGAUGAACAUGUUAGAGAGAGAAUCAUACAGGACAUUCAAAUCAGUCAGAUUUUAGAUUAUAUGAUGUCACAUUUGGUGAUAUCAUCAGAUGACAGACGUCGCAUUGAGCACUAUGCUGGACAAGAUGAUCAGAAUAAAGCCUUGAUUCGUGAAGUUAUUAAAAGGGGAGAACCUAUGUAUACUGUGUUUAUUGAUGCUCUCCGAACAAGUGGAUACACAGAUCUAGCAAAUGAACUGAAAAAUGAUGGACAUGAAGAAGGCUCAAGUGCAGCUAUAGUACAAACUGGAAACAUAGAACAUAAAGGGUUGUCAGAAUGGAGAGUUCCGGUGUAUAAAGUUCGUCUACAAAAGAACUAUUCAAAGAUCAUUGACAGCAUACAGCAUGAGACAAUAGUUGAUCAUCUGAUAUCACGUGAUGUGUUGACUAUAGCUGAUAGUCAAAUGAUAAAUGCUUAUCCAGCACAGAUACAAAAGAACAGGAAAUUAAUGGACAUACUUUUACAUGGAAGUGAACAUGCGUUUAUCGAAUUUCUCAAAGCUCUACGAGAAGACUCUGAAUAUACAGAACUGGCAGAUGAAAUAGAAAACACAACAGUUGCUAGCAGAGAUAUAUCAAGCAUUAAGAGUUGCUUUAAAUGAACGAAUAAACUCAUCAUAGAUAAGAGAGUAGGUUAAAUGUCAAUAUAUCUAUUUGUGGUACAACUACACCCUUUUUUCUAUUUUCAAAAUCUGUAAAAAAUAUAUCUUUUCGAAAUUUUAAUGAUUUGCAUCAAAUAACUAAG